Dictyostelium purpureum is the source of this 618-nucleotide messenger RNA. RefSeq lists its product as uncharacterized. The record is from RefSeq and is a predicted model, not a curated record. The transcript has 2 exons. The annotation marks the transcript as partial. Lineage: Eukaryota; Evosea; Eumycetozoa; Dictyosteliales; Dictyosteliaceae. Gene Ontology annotation, biological process: signal transduction.
AAUAACAAUUAUAAUAAUAAUAUUAAUAUUUAUAAUAAUAAUAACAAUAAUAAUAAUAAUAAUAUUAAUAAUAUUAAUAUUACUAAUAAUAAUAUUAAUAAUAAUAAUAAUGAUAAUAAUAAUAAUAAUGAUAACAAUAAUAAUAAUAAUCAUAAUCAUAAUAAUAAAAAAGUUUUUAUUGUGCAUGGCCAUAACGAUGAAGCACGUCAAAAGGUACAUAACGUUUUAAAUGGUUUAGGUUUUGAACCCAUAGUUCUUUUUGAAAGAGCAAACAAUGGGGAUACAAUUAUUGAAAAGUUAGAAAGAGAAGUAGAUCAAUGUUCUUUUGGAAUUGUUAUAGUGUCACCAGAUAAUAUAGUUUAUUCAAAGAGUAAAGAUAGUCAAACUUAUAAUGAAAUGGCAUAUCCACGUCUUAACGUUAUAUUUGAAUUUGGUUUACUAAUUGGCAAAUUAGGAAGAAAGAAUGUUAUCUUUUUAAAUGUUCCUUAUACUGGUUCAAACUUUUAUGACCUUCCAUCAGAUUUGCUUGGUUAUGUUUGGAUUAACUAUGAUGAGGAAUUAAAAGAAUUACAAAAUGAAAUUAAACAAGGCAGUUAUGGAAAUAGAUUAAGAAAAUAA